Molecule: messenger RNA, 3159 nt
Organism: Pocillopora meandrina
Lineage: Eukaryota; Metazoa; Cnidaria; Anthozoa; Scleractinia; Pocilloporidae
Source: the annotation of a GenBank genome assembly
CAUAUCUUCGUGCUUAAAAUAGAUUUGUUAUUGUCAAUUUUGUGGGAGUUUCCCUAGUUCAAAGAUCUAUAAAAAAGUCUGUCCCGGGAUCACAUGUAUAUUUUUCGUAAGAAACGCCAACCUACUCGCGAUGCAAAACGAAAACAUUUGGCAAAAUUUAAAUGCAGCAAUGUUUUCUGCUUGUGACGGAAGACUUCAACAACCAAGUUUAAAUCCCCUCCUCUCAUCUAGCUUUAAUCACGGCCCUGGCAAAGAAGUAAGUACAACAUAAACGUUUCCUUAAAAGUUCAGAGUCUAUCGUCACGAAGACCAUUCUGUAGACACUGGUUGGAAGAAACUUUCCCGAGACUGUCUCUCUCGCAAAAGUAGACAAUUAGAAGAAAAUAGUACGGUAUUAUAAGUUCAAUCUUUGAUGAAAUAAUUUUAGAGAACGUUUCAUAUUGGGAAUUCAGUAAUUUCCGAAUCGAUUGUGGUGCGUAAAUUAACUAGCUCGCUAGCUCGCAAUGUAACCUUGUCCUCUCAGCCCAACGUGAUUGUAGUACAGGAAAAUUUUGAUACGGACGAUUUAGAUACGUAUUCACCUGUGAAAAUAAUUAAACCCUCAUAAGCUCAACUCAGCUUGUGUGGGAGGACAAUUGUUGUCAAGAGGUGGCAAUUUCUUAGAAUUGUCCUGCCUAUAAUUUUUAGGAAAAGAAUAAAUUUUAAAGGAUACGCCUGGCUCCUGUUUAUAUCGGAUCAUUGCGUAUUUGACGCCUUUGGCAUACGGUCCACUAACUUUACCGUUCGCUGGCAUUGACAUUUUUCCGUCUUUAAAUUGUUCUUCAAAUGUAUCUUUUUUUCCCUUCUUUAGUCGUCGUUCUACACUGGUAUGAUAGAAAGAAGGCAAGAAAUGGAUGCUUUUGAAAGUCCUUGUGCUAUGAUAAAAGAGGGUCUCAAAAGAAAAAUCACCCAAAAGCAUUUGGAAAAUGGUACAACGUUACCGAAAAUAGAAGAGAAGAAGAGGCAGCCAGCACCACCGGUAUGUGCUGUAACAACUACUAAAUUAUAAAUUAUUGUUGGGGAAAACCGAAAGACAGCUUUUUUUUUUACAAUGAGCAACGUUUUGUGUUUGUACCAAGACAAACGAGCGAUGACGACAUAUAUUCUAUUCCACGAGGAUCUCAGAAAUCUGUCAAAGAAGGCGCGACGUAUGAACAAUUUUAAUCAAUCAUUCUGAAUAUAACCAGUUAAAAGCUUACUUUAUUUUCAAUUCACAUAAAUGCUGUCGCUGUGUAAACUAAAGUCCCCCUCUCUUAAUACCGUUUAGAUAUCGAUGGAGAUAUGUUUAUUAUACAAACUACAUGUACCGCAAUAGUUUUCUUCUUAAUAGUAAAAACAGUUUUCCUCCCAGUGACCCUGACGUUUUUUACGAAAAUGAAAUAUCUCGGAAACUGAAAUGGUCUGUGGUUCAUUGUGAGGUAUAGAGAAACUGCUCGUGAAAGAAGUGUGACAAGACUUAAUUUCAGUUUUGAAUAUGUAUUUAAGGUGUCUUCCUUUCAUCCAUUUCGUUUUCAGUUUUAAGGGAGUAAAAAUUUUUCAAGCAGCUCAUUAUUUUCCCUUAUUGGAAAAACGUUGUUUUUAAGCGAUUGCGCGCCGGAUUGGCAGAACUUAACAGGGGCUCAUGAAUAGUUUCCGGUGAUAAAUUUUACAAUGUGAUUAUAAGCAAUUUUUCACUCGACAUUUCUCAGAACUAUUUUCAUACACACUCUUAACUUGUGACUUCUGCGUUUCGUAUUUCAGAGAAUGAAAGAAGAAGAUCCAGAGGUUAUCAAGAAGCGAAGGGAGAGAAAUAAGAUCGCUGCGACGAAGUGCCGAAAGAGAAAGAGAGAACGCAUCGAAAUAUUGGAAAGGGUAAAAACCCCUUGUUAUUGCCUCAACAGACGUUAGGGUAUUUUCAAAGAAAGUUUAAUAAUUGAAUAUUCAUUUGAUAUCCUUUGGAUCUUUUCAUUCUGCUGGAUUUAUUUUAAGAAAAGAAUUUCUUCAUCUUAGCUGUGAAAGGGACUUGCAACUUUUUCAAUGUAGCGAUCGAUUGGAAAAAAAAAUUGGUAUAAAAGAACGGCCUGAAAAUAGAAACUCACGUUUUAAAACCAUCCGGCUUGAACUUGAAUUUAUUUCCUAUUUCUUGCUUAUCCACUUAGAACACAACAACAGUUUGUGGAGUUAUUCGAAACUAGGAACAAAUUUAAUUUUAAAAAAAAUUCUGUGAGCACUUGGUAGUUGUGAGCUACUGUUUAUUAAAAUCCUCACUCGUUAUUUGAUUUGAAAAACUUAACACUUUUUCUCGCACAACAAAACUGUACGACAGGUCAUCUAACUCUCUUUAAAAGAGCGCUAAUAUUACCUAAUCACUAAAGCGUUUCGACUGCAAGGUUAUAAAUCGAUUUUUAAUAGCUAUAAUCACGCUCUAUCGUUGUUUUCUUACUGUAAACUACCAGAGUAAGUGAAGUGUUUUGUUUAGAUUUUCAGAGAAAUUAUAUUACAUCAGAAAUCCGUGCAGCAUGAUUUUUUUGUUGGAGUUGAGAUAUUUUUCGUCAAUGAUUAUCUUUAGUUUUGUUCCCAGCUUUUUGUAUCAAAUCAAAUCAAAGAGGUCUGAUUAUCAUUGAGUGGUAAAAAGUUAUUUGGUAUUAAUGUUUUUCUUCUUCGUUUCUAGAAAACAAAUAGACUUGAGGAAACAAGGAGGAAGAAAUUAGAAGAAAAGGAGGAACUGUUGGCUGAGCUGCAUGAAUUGUCCACAUCACUGAAUAAUCACUGGUGCAAACUUGCGCCGUCACAGAAUGUUGCGCUUUUGAAUUCGCUCCGACAAAAAUACGGAAACUUCAAUGUAAGUUAGUUUCCUCUGAUCUUCGUCCGGCGCAGCAAGACUCUUGCAAGAACUGAAAGUAGAACACAGUUUGUGGCCAUAUGCAACAAACAUGACAUUAUUUUGAAACUUACAUUAAGCUUUUAACAUGCUUAACAAUUCAUCUCUUAAAGGUGAACUCACUUUCUUCGAAUUUCCGAAGAUGUCCUAAAUUGUAAUGAUUAAUUGACUAAAUUCCCUAUGCGGUAUUUUUAUUAUCGUUAUGGAUUUCUUGUGCUAGACUUCCUGUGAAAAAUAAACUGGCCCAUGGUAGAUUCCCC